AUGGCUGUCGUGGCCUAUGCCAUCACACCACCUGCUCAGCAAUCACUCCCAGCAGCUGCUGUUCUUGGCACCAUCUGCCUGGCGAUCUCUUCAUCCAUCUGUCCUUCUCCUUGGAUAAAAAUGAAACACUUCUUAUUUUUGGCUGCUGCUGCUGGAUUUCUGCCUGGUUUGAUUAUAAGAAUAUGUAAAGUUUCAUAUGAGUCAGUCCUUACUUGGUCACUAUCUGUCCAAAAAGAAAUUAUUGAUUUACAUAACACCAUCAGGAGAACAGUGAUUCCAUCAUCCAGCAACAUGCUGAAAAUGAGUUGGAGUAACGAAGCUGCACGCAAUGCCAGACAAUUGGCAAAGACUUGUGACCUAGCACAGAGCAACGCACUUAAGAGAAGAAUUUCAAAUACUUUUUGUGGAGAAAAUAAGCAUUUGACUCCUUAUCCUAUCACAUGGACAGAUGUGAUUGGAAUCUGGCACAAUGAAUCUGAAUAUUUUGCGUACGGUAUCUUUAGUUCAGAUGAUGAGCACCCAGUUGAUCAUUACACUCAGAUUAUUUGGUCUUCCUCUUACCUCAUUGGCUGUGGUGUGUCAUCAUGCUGCAAAAAAUCGGCACCUCAGUUCCUCUAUGUUUGUCACUAUUGCCAUGAGGGAAAUGAUCCUGAACAAUUGGGUAUGCCUUAUGUAAUAGGAAAUCCAUGUGAAGAUUGUCCAAAGAACUGUGAAGACGAACUUUGUACUAACCCCUGCACCUAUUAUGAUGAAUACAUUGACUGCCAUAUACGGAAAAUGGUUCCUGGAUGCAGCGCCCUGUCAGUCACACUACAAUGCAAAGCCACUUGCUUUUGCACCACUGAGAUCAAGUAA
Messenger RNA from Myotis lucifugus (little brown bat), 855 nucleotides. RefSeq names its product cysteine rich secretory protein 1 (gene CRISP1). Gene Ontology annotation, cellular component: extracellular region. Lineage: Eukaryota; Metazoa; Chordata; Mammalia; Chiroptera; Vespertilionidae. The transcript is spliced from 8 exons. Gene Ontology annotation, biological process: binding of sperm to zona pellucida. The coding region runs from base 1 to 855 and encodes 284 amino acids. The record is from RefSeq and is a predicted model, not a curated record.